Molecule: messenger RNA, 1281 nt
Organism: Rotaria socialis
Lineage: Eukaryota; Metazoa; Rotifera; Eurotatoria; Philodinida; Philodinidae
Source: the annotation of a GenBank genome assembly
AUGACGUCCUAUUUAAAAAAAUCUGUUGUAGCGCUUGCAUCGGCUAGAACUUAUAUUGCUCAAUGGUCAGCAGAACAUGUCUACGCUGAUGAAGCACUUAUUAUACCAUUUCCCACAUUAGCUAAAUUUAACCCAGAUAAAGGUGUUUGGUCAGUACAGAUCAAAGCUUGGCUAUAUUUACCAAUUGAAGGCAAUAAAUUAAAAAUUUUUUUCUCAUCGUUACCGGGGCGUCUCAUGCGUAAAAUUGAGAGCACAAAAAGAGAAGAUAGCGUUGAUAAAGAAUUAAAUUUGAACGCUGCUGGUGAUCUUGAAGAAAAUAAUGAACAGGUAGAAAUAAUAGAUGAUGAUGAUGAUCCUGGUGCUUGUCUAAAUGAAGAUGCUGUACAUGAAGAUUCUAGCAAAGUCGAUGAAAAUCCUGGUCGUUUAGGCUAUUUUUUUGUUAGAAAAUCUGUGAAAGUCAUAACAAAAUCUAUUAUUAAUGAUGUUGAACAUUUACUUCAACCAUCGGAUGAGAGCGGUUUCAUUGAAGGAAAUCUUGAAUUAUCUGAUGAAGAAAUUCGAUCGCUUGGUGAAAAAAUUCAUCCGGACUCCAGUGAUCUAAAAUUUGAUUAUACAAUUCAAAUAAAUCAAUCUAAUAGUGACAUUAGAACAGAACCUUGCAAAUUAUUUAAAUGUACAAUUUAUGCUCUUGCACAUAAUGGCCUUAGUAUUAUAUCUGAUAUUGAUGAUACAAUAAAAAUUUCUGAAGUUGUUAGUACACGAGAAUUGCUCAAACAUACAUUUGUAAGUGAUUUCAAGCCUGUUGAUGGUAUGAGUGAACUCUAUCAAGCAUGGAGUGAACAGAACUGCCAGUUUCAUUAUGUUAGUUCAAGUCCAUGGCAAUUAUUUCCAGCUCUUAGUGUAUUUUUGAAAAAAUAUAAAUAUCCAAUGGGUACAAUUAAUUUAAGAAAAUUUGCAUGGGGUUUCAAACAUUUAAAACCACCGAAAACAUAUAAAAUGGAAACAAUUACACAGAUCCUAAAUGCUUAUCCAUCGAGACAAUAUAUUUUCGUUGGAGAUUCAGGAGAACUUGAUCCAGAAAUUUACUCUAAAUUAUACACGAUGUUUCCACAAAAUAUCAGGCGUAUAUUUAUCCGAGAUGUUUGUAAAACACCUGAAUGUUUGCCGCAGUGCCAAGAACGAUAUUUAAGCGCAUUUCAAGAUGUGCCCAAAGAGCAAUGGACGAUUUUUAAAGAUCCAAGAAAAGUCGAAACAGAUAUUCGAAAAAUAACUGCUGUCUAA